UGCUGUGCGUGAAUUUUCUUCAUUGGGAAGAUUUUAAUAGGAAUUGCCUACUGUGUUUUGGAACACAACAACAAUUUAUUCACAAGUUCCUACUGUUUUGAGUGUAUUGUAUAAAAUAUACAUGUUUUGUGAUAUUUUCGAGUGAAUGUAAUAAUGGCGAACAAAUUGUUGCUGGAUGAAAUUACCAAUACCUUACGGGAAAGGGUGUUUUUCGCAGCGAGGGAUGGAAUGUCCCUGACACUGUACGCUUUGUUGUACGAGAAAAGCACUGAUGAAAUUGACGAACUCCUAAACACUGACGUCUGCUGUGACGGAGUGAAAUGUACACCACUGAUAGCUGCAGCCAGGCAUGGCAGGGAGGGUGCAGUCAGAAUAAUAUUGAUGAAGUUCCGCCCACCUGUCAGACUGGAAACAGAGGGAACUGUCAAAUUUGACGAAUAUGUCAUAGAAGGCGCCACAGCACUUUGGUGCGCGGCCGGCGCUGGCCACCUGGGUAUAGUUAAACGGCUAGUCCGCGCCGGGGCCAACGUGAACCACGCCACUAGAACCCUGAGCACUCCCCUCCGCGCCGCCUGCUUCGACGGCAGACUCGAUAUAGUAAAGUACCUGGUCAGGCAUGGCGCGGACAUACACAAGGCGAACAAGUAUAACAACACGUGUCUUAUGAUCGCCGCGUACAAAGGUCACUUGGAUGUGGUUCAGUUUUUACUAGACAGCGGCGCUCGCGUGGACGAGCGAGCCCUAUGCGGCGCCACCGCUUUGCACUUCGCGGCGGAAUGCGGCCACUCGGAAGUUGUCUGCGCACUCAUCGACCACAAUGCGAAGAUACUCACGAAUGAAAACGGUAUGACACCGCUGCAAUGCGCGGCUGAACGCGCUCGGGUGUCCGUGGUAGAGCUACUGGCGUCCCGACCGGAAGUGACUCGCGCCCAGUCGAUAGAGGCCUACGAGCUAUUAGGUGCUUCCUUCGCUAACGACAAGGAAUAUUACUGUUUGAGGAUGGCGUACCAGUACCUACACAGAGCGAUGGCGAUGCGGUACGACACGCGGUACGGACAGCUGCUUAAGAAACCCGCGGAUCCCAUUCCUGCAUAUGACAAUUGGAGAGAGAGCGUUACGUUAGAGGAUGUCGAACGCCUUCACGGCAAUCCUCACGCUUUGCACAUGGAAGGGCUGACGGUCCGGGAGCGUAUCCUGGGCAGGACCUGUCCGGAUCUACCACAUCCUGUCGUGUUCCGCGGCGCCGUGUUCGCGGACGAAGCGCGCUUCGACCGAUGCCUAGCUUUAUGGAAACACGCGCUGGCUUUGAGGCAUCAGAACCAGGUAUCCGUGGUAAAAGACUUGCUGAGAUUUGCUCAAGUGUUCUCACAAAUGAUUCACAUUGGAAUCGAACUGCCACUUGCUCAGGUAUGUUAUGUGUUAGAAGCGUGCUCUGAGGAACUGAGGAGAGGCACGAAAAGGGUGGAGAAACCACACACUAAUCACGACCCAGAUGCUUUGAUAUUCCUCGUCACAGUAAGACAAAAUCAGGAGGAAUAUGAAAGCAAUGUACGCACAGCACUUUACUUGGUCGCGGUAGCGGCGAGACUUCUAGAAAAUUCCGACAAUGACGAAGAAACAACCAGCGCAGUUCGGAGAGCGAUAUUCAGGUUACGCAACGCGAGGUUAAGAUCGGGACAGACGUUACUCCACCUCGCUGUUGACAGGCGGACGCCGGUUGACGACUUCCAUACUAGCGACGUGUGCCAGUUUCCAUGCAUGAGGACGACGCGACUGUUACUUGAGUGCGGUCUAGAAGUUGACGCAGCGGACGAUUUGCGCAGAACGGCUUUGCAUAUCGCGCUAAUAUCGUAUCAACUUAUACCUGACGAGAGAAAUCAAUUGCGAGAGGCUGUGUGCGGGAGUGUCUGCGAGCUAUUAGCGCGAGGGGCUCACGUGGACGCUGUGGACGAAGCCGGCAUCACUCCCCUAGUCGCCGCUAUUGGUGGGCCGGCAGAAAGCCUAGUCCGCGCCGCACUCAGUCCGCGGCUCUCCUGCCUCGCGGCGGCAGCCCUGGCUUUCCACGGCGGCACGUACAGGCCUUCACAAGUACCAAGAGAUCUGCACCCCUUCCUCGCCAUGCACGGAGUCAGCCCGAGUACCAGCCCUAGUUAAGCCACUCCACAGCCCUAGUUAAGCCAAUUUAAUGAAAUAGCCAUAUAGAUGUACUUCGGGCUAAAUUUAAAAUACUGUCUCCCAUUUACAGAUAACUCCUUUACAUAAUAAUGGACAACUUUUGUUCGGAAUUUAAAAAAAACACAUAGAUUAAAAAUACUUUUUGGCUCUGCAUUUUAUAGUACAAACUCCGUGCGCACUAUGAGUUCCGACGUUAAAAAAAAACAUACAUAAAAAAAAUUUGUUCUGUCUGAUGCUUUUUACUAAAGUAUUUUUUAGGAAAACUUCUGGCGCCCUGUGAUUUAAUAUUUAUUCUGAGUAAGCAAUAAUCCAUUGUUUUACUUUCAAUUGUUGCGAUCAUUCAUUAAUUUAAAUAAUGUUUCGAUAUUCGAAGGUGACCUAUGGAAGCAAUAUAAUGAUAAUUAUGUAAGAUAUUUUUUCUGUGGCUAUUUUUUUUCUGGAUUUUUUAAAUCCCGAUUCUUGCUAUCUUUCAUUAAUAACGUCUAAAAAGUAACUUUGAUAUUAUUGCGUUU
Molecule: messenger RNA, 2687 nt
Organism: Pararge aegeria (speckled wood butterfly)
Lineage: Eukaryota; Metazoa; Arthropoda; Insecta; Lepidoptera; Nymphalidae
Gene: Fem-1
Product: protein fem-1 homolog B
Exons: 15
Coding region: 154-2154 (666 amino acids)
Molecular function (GO): protein binding
Source: RefSeq, a predicted model, not a curated record